Molecule: messenger RNA, 912 nt
Organism: Chenopodium quinoa (quinoa)
Lineage: Eukaryota; Viridiplantae; Streptophyta; Magnoliopsida; Caryophyllales; Amaranthaceae
Exons: 2
Coding region: 1-912 (303 amino acids)
Source: RefSeq, a predicted model, not a curated record
AUGCAAUUGUUGUUUUGGAGUAUUACAAAGAGCUACAAUGAGGCUGAUUAUGAAGAGAACCUGGCUAAGCUUGCAUCAAUCAAUGUGGAUGCUGCCAAUGACUUCAAGUUGCAUAUGCCAAAGUUUUUUUGCAGAGCUUUCCUCGGUCCUGCAAUAAAAACAGAUGCAAUAACUUCCAACAUUGCAGAAACCUUUAAUGGUUUUAUCAUUCAAGCAUGGACCAAACACUUGCCAUACAUGUUGGAAGAUAUCAGAACUUCUUUGGUGGAAAGGUUGGUAGUCAAAAGGCAAGCCAUGAUUAAAGCUACUGGUGUGCUCUGUCCAAGAAUUCAAUCCAAGUUGGAAUUUGAAAAGACAAAAGCUGCUGAGUGUGAAGUGCAUCGUUCUUCUGAAAUUCAUUUCAAUGUUAGUUACAUAUUGGAUCAGUUAGUGGUGAACUUAGAUGAUAGGAGUUGCACUUAUAGAAAAUGUGACAUGACUAGCAUCCCAUGCUGUCAUGCAGUUGCCUGCAUUUAUUUUGUGGAAAAAGAGCCUGAGUUGUAUGUAGAUUCAUCAUAUUUCAAGGACACUUACAUGUCAGUUUAUGCAGGCUUAAUUCCACCAAUUCAAGGUGAAAGACACUGGCCAAAAGUGUCCCAAUGUAUUGCUCCACCACCAAUCAAAAUUGGUCCAAGGAGGCCAAGGAAAAAUCUUAUCAAAGACCCCCAUGAGAACCCUAAGAAAUCUGGUACAAUGACAAGAACAUGGAUUGAAAUGACUUUCUCACUUUGCCAGCUUAAGGGGAAUAAUAAAAGAAAAUUCCCCAACAAGGACAAUGUGCAGCCAGCUGAACCUGCUCCAAAAAGGGCUAGAGGAAGGCCUCGCAAAGAUGCUCAAGCUACACCAGCAACUCAACCCCCAACAGCUAGUUAG